AUGUCCUCAAGCUCCUGCCGCGGAUUUGCGACCAUGGCCAUCCGUCUGGCGCUCGUGGCGGUGGUGACCGCCGGCCUGGGAUGCUGCUUCCUGGCGCCCCAGGCACCUGCCGGAGCCCCGCGCGGCCUCAGCGCGCCGACCCUCGGUGCCCAGAUGCCGGAGGCCGAGACGGACGGCUUCGCCAGCGGCUGGGCGCCGCUGCUGAGCUUGGGGGCCGCCCUGGGCAUGCUCUUUGGACUGGCGGUGCAACCGGCCAAGGCCAUCACUGCUGAGCAGUUCAGCCAGCUCACCUACAAUCAGGUCAGGGGCUCUGGCUUGGCGAACCGCUGCCCCACCGUGGAGUCCAACGGAUCUGAGGUGCCGGUGAAGAGCGGCUCCCGGCUCAUCAACGUGUGCUUCGAGCCCAAGUCCUUUGCAGUGGAGUUCGAGACUGACAAGGGCAAGGAGUUCGCCACCACCAAGCUGACCACUCGCCAGACCUACAGCCUGGCUUUCGUUGAGGGCAGCCUGGAUCCCAACCCCAUCACCUUCAAGGAGCAGGAUGGCAUGGACUUCGCAGCCACGACUGUGAAGCUGCCGGAUGGCCAGUACGUGCCUUUCCUGUUCACCGUCAAGGAGCUGGUGGCCAAGGGUGAGGGCAGCUCCUUCAAGCCUGGCUUCACUUGGGGUGGUGAGUUCAGCGUGCCCUCGUACCGCACUGGUGGUUUCCUUGACCCUAAGGCCCGCGGCAUGUACUUGGGCUACGAUCAGGCGGUGGCCCUGCCUGCCAUGCAGGCUGAUGGCAAGGGCGGUCAGGAGGACCUCUUCAAGGAGACCAACAAGGUCUUUGACCUGGGCAAAGGCGCUAUCGAGAUGGAGGUGAACAAGGUGAACCAAGAGCUGGGAGAGAUUGGCGGGGUCUUCGUCUCCAAGCAGCCCUCCGACACGGACAUGGGCGCCAAAGCUCCCAGGACGAUCCUCCUGAAGGGCAUUUUCUAUGGCAAGGUGGUGAACGCCUAAAGUUUUUGAUCUCAGCGCAGCCUCGUGCUUGCAGAAGCUGGAAAGCAUCAUUGGCUUGCAG
This is a messenger RNA of Effrenium voratum, 1060 nucleotides long. Lineage: Eukaryota; Dinophyceae; Suessiales; Symbiodiniaceae. The record is from the annotation of a GenBank genome assembly.